AUGGGAGCCACUCCCUUCACUGAAAGAAUCCUGAAAGAAAAACUCCCUAAAGGCUUCGACAACCCUACGGAUAUGAAGUACGACGGAACCAAGGACCCCCAGGAACACCUAACGGCCUUCAAGGCCAGGAUGAACCUGGAAGGAGCUGCUGACGCGGUUCGAGGUAAGGCCUUCCCGGUAACCCUAGCCGGGCCAGCGAUUAAAUGGUUCAACGCCCUCCCCGACGGAUCCAUAAUUGGCUUCCACGAUAUAUCACGGAAGUUCAUGGCCCAAUUCACCACCAGAAUCACCAAAGCUAAACACCCCAUUAGCUUAUUGGGAGUCACCCAGAGACAAGACGAAUCCACGAGAAAAUACCUCGAUCGCUUCAAUGAUGAAUGUUUAACGGUCGAGGGACUCACGGACUUAGUCGCAAGCCUUUGCCUAACUAACGGGCUCAUGAAUGAAGACUUCUGA
Molecule: messenger RNA, 456 nt
Organism: Arachis ipaensis
Lineage: Eukaryota; Viridiplantae; Streptophyta; Magnoliopsida; Fabales; Fabaceae
Source: RefSeq, a predicted model, not a curated record